AUGGAAGGAGCCAACAAUUCCAUGUUGACAGAAUUUAUCCUUGUGGGACUUUCUGCUCAUCCAAAGCUCCAGUCAAUUUUCUUUGUGCUAAUUCUGUGCAUGUACCUGAUGAUCCUGCUUGGAAAUGGAGUCCUCAUCUCAGUCAUCAUUUAUGACGCUCACCUGCACACCCCCAUGUAUUUCUUCCUCUGUAAUCUUUCCUUCCUGGACAUUUGUUAUACAAGCUCCUCUGUCCAACUAAUUCUUGACAGCUUUCUGACAGUGAAGAAAGUUUCCUUUUCUCAGUGCAUGUUACAAAUGUUCCUCUCCUUUGCCAUGGGGGCCACAGAGUGUGUUCUUCUAGGCACCAUGGCACUAGACCGCUUUGUUGCCAUUUGCUUCCCACUGAGAUACCCUGUCAUCAUGGCCAAGGAUAGGUACGUGCCCAUGGCAGUUGGAUGCUGGGCUGCUGGACUUGUUGAUUCUACGGUACAAACAUUCCUUGCAGUGCAAUUGUCAUUCUGUUCUAAUAAUGUCAUUCAGCACUUUGUCUGUGAAAUUCUGGCUGUUCUGAAACUGGCCUGUGAAGAUAUCUCAGUCAAUGUGGUCAGCAUGGCAGGGUCAAGUCUGCUCGUUCUGGUUAUCCCAGUGUUAGCAGUUUCGGUCUCUUACAUUUUUAUUGUUGCCACUAUUCUAAAAAUUCCUUCUACAGAAGGAAAGCGGAAGGCUUUCUCUACUUGCUCUGCCCACUUCAUGGUGGUGAUUAUAUUUUAUGGAACUAUCUUCUUCAUGUACACAAAACCCAAGUCUAAAACCACGACUGAUGCAGAAAACCAAGAUGUCUUUGAGGCCCUCAUCUCCCUCUUCUAUGGAGUGAUGACUCCCAUGCUCAACCCACUCAUCUACAGUCUAAGGAACAAGGAUGUGAAGUCUGCUGUUCAGAGAAUGAUGAGGAGGAAACUCUGA
Molecule: messenger RNA, 945 nt
Organism: Nannospalax galili (Upper Galilee mountains blind mole rat)
Lineage: Eukaryota; Metazoa; Chordata; Mammalia; Rodentia; Spalacidae
Product: olfactory receptor 13C8
Exons: 1
Coding region: 1-945 (314 amino acids)
Biological process (GO): G protein-coupled receptor signaling pathway
Cellular component (GO): membrane
Molecular function (GO): G protein-coupled receptor activity; olfactory receptor activity
Source: RefSeq, a predicted model, not a curated record